AUGCCUCAAUGGUCCAGCCGUUUAUUGUCAUCCAGCCCACGCUUUGAGCAGGCUGGUCAAAAAGUCGUCAUUGGGAACUCUACGCCUAAUGCUCAAAUACAACAGGCGGCUAUUGAGUCUAGACCAGCGGAAAGCCUUGCCAUUCCGGGUCUACCGAAUGCUAAUACAAACAACAAUAUUUCGGUGUCCUCUCUCACAUCAGCAAGCUCUAGUCAUGUUCGAUCAAUCAGUAAUCCAUUCCCGUCUUUCUUUUCUGGUAAGAAGAAGCGCUUUGCAGAUACCCCCACGAAUGUCGGUGCGACUGGUAUCGAAUCAACAGACCAAGAUAAAGAACCUCCUAUUACGAACCGAAAUAGCUCCACAAGUAAAGCUCCAAAACAAAAAUUUGCAGAAAAAGAUUUUGUAACAGGAAAAUGUAUGACCUGUGAUUCAAACGUCCGAUGGCCCAAGGAAUUGAACAUCUUCAGAUGUACAGUUUGUAUGACCAUUAACGAUUUGAAGCCCAUCAAGUUAGAGAAUAGACAUGAAGAUAAUCAAAGAAUACCCGUCUCAGGUACACCAAGGGCUGACUCCGGGCCCCAACAUCAUCAUCAUCAUUAUGUAUAUCCAUUGUCGCUUGAAACAACCAAAAAUAUCAUUGAAAACUGUAUUGCUGCUUACCUUAUAAGUUUUCUUUCUCAUAGUUCGGUGCCUUGCUUGUCGCCAUCGGAACACACAGAAUCAAAUCCAAAUACCAUAGAUAGUAGUGAAAGACGACCGGAAGCUAUCAAGCUUGAAAAAAAGAGUAAAAUUCAUACGUGCAUUACAGGUUCGACGCUCCCGCAUAAUGAGAAAGGUGAUAAUCAAAUCAAAGUUGAAGAUUUACAAGAAAACUCGCUAUCAAACUUACAACGAAUUGAAUCUACAUCACACUCUAUGGGGCAGUCUGCUGGCAAAUAUACCAAUCAAAAAGUCAAAGAAUUCAGUCAAAAGCCACCUUCUCCCCAUUACAUCAAUCCCAGGACUUCAUAUGAGGGCGAUGGGACCAUAUCCAGACCGAAAGCAGAUAUCAGUAGCAAGAACCUUUUUGAACCUUUAGAAGAGUAUAUAGUCAAGUCAUUUGGCUCCUUUGAAUGUGUCAACUAUUCAUUUAAUACUGUAAGACCUGUUUUUUCACCUAGAGCGGCCAGUGAGGGUUCAAAAUGUGUUUUACCCAUCUCUUCGCCGACUUCAAACCAGUUAGUCCCUGAAACAGAGAUAUCAGAAAUGGAUGCAAAAACCCUUCUUCUAGGUGAUUUUGCUGAAAAUGGGUCGUGGUGGACGGGAAAUAGGACAAAUUCGAACGUCCGCGAGGAUCCAAGCAUGCGUCGUGAACUAACUGGCAUUAUCCGUGGCUCAAAAGAUUCAGUUAACUCUAAAUCUCCCCGAAUUGAUUGGGUAGAAACUAACGAGUGGUACCAUAUUGUUCUUCAAGCUGGAAGGUCGUGGCGAAGGAGCUUGGAUUUCUUAACGAAAUCUAGCCCAAAAGCUUCGAAGUUAAGGAAGCCAACAGAGCAAGAGUUAGAUCAAAUUGAAGACGAAUUAUCGGACGCUCGAUAUCAUACACAACGAGUAUUGCUUAAGGUGACUGAAACUUUACUAAAACGUCCCGGUCGACCUCUCACUACCCCAAAUGACCUACGAUUUCUAUUGAUAAUUCUUGCGAAUCCUCUUCUCUAUACAACCUCUUCUACGCCAAGAGGAAAGCAACGGAUUCGAUCACGUUCCAAGUCUCCACCCCGAGGACCUACUAAUGGAACGAAAGGAACUACAGGACAGCAUUCAGGAAUUAUUAAGAGGAUUCUGGGACUUCUCUCAAAUGUGUCUUCCGAGUGCCAUCGCCAUCUAGUAUCUUGGUUUUCUAGGUAUUCUGAAAGUCAAUUUCAGCGAACAACUGAUUUAAUUAAUAACUUUGUCAUGUACAGACUUUUAAGGCAACAAGGAAGAAAGAAUAACGUUGAACAAGAUCCUACUGCUGGUCUAAUUCCAAAUAUUAGUGGGACGAAUCGGAAUAGUUCAGCAGCACUUCAUGCAGCUCUAGGUGUUGUUGGAAAAGUUUCUAAAAAGUCAGAUAACAACACAAAAACUUUUUUUUACGGAGAUGAUUGGCAAAUUAAAGCCGCGGCAAAAGUAAUGUCGCUUCUAUUUUCAGCAAAUAAUAGUGGACUCAAAAGAGAUGGCCAAGCCUAUGUGGGGUUAGAGCGUGCACAGAGCAUUGGAGUAGCUAUUCGCGAAAAAGCCUUCUAUCAUGGGCAAAUUAUACCAACUAGCAAUUUUUACAUAUCUCUACUUGAUUGUUCGGACCUUAUUGCCGAUUUUGAAGCUUGGGAGUCGCGAAGCGGAAGAUUUUCUUUUUGCCAAUAUCCCUUUUUUCUCAGUAUUUGGGCUAAAAUACAGAUUAUGGAAUAUGACACAAGGCGACAGAUGGAAGUCAAAGCAAGAGAGGCAUUUUUCGACAGCAUCAUGACGCGAAAAACUGUGAAUCAAUAUCUUUUUCUUAGUGUCAGGCGGGACUGUCUCAUCGAGGACAGUCUCAAGGCAAUUAGUGAAGUUGUAGGGACCGGAGGAGAGGAAAUAAAGAAAGGCCUGCGAAUUACUUUUAAAGGUGAGGAGGGUAUCGAUGCAGGUGGGCUCCGAAAAGAGUGGUUCUUGCUUCUUGUGAGAGAUGUCUUUAAUCCCGAACACGGUAUGUUUACUUAUGACGAGGACUCAAGGAUGUGUUACUUUAAUCCGCACAGUUUCGAGACUUCCGAUCAAUUUUUCCUUGUGGGUGUCAUUCUAGGACUAGCUAUAUACAACUCGACUAUACUUGAUGUUGCUCUACCCCCUUUUGCUUUUCGAAAGCUACUCGCUGCUAGUCCAUCGCCUGCUCCUGGAGCUGCUACGCAUACUAAACCAUCAAUGACAUAUUCUCUAGAUGAUCUAGCUCAGUAUCGACCAUCUUUAGCCAACGGCCUGCGUCAGCUACUCGAGUACGAUGGUGAUGUAGAAAGUACAUUUUUAAGAGAUUUUGUUGCCGAUUUUAAUCGUUACGGACAAGUAGUACAAGUUCCGCUAUGUCCUGAUGGCGAAAAUCGAACCGUCACAAAUGCAAAUCGAAGAGAAUUUGUCGAACUUUACGUUCGUUACUUGCUAGAUACAGCAGUAACUCGGCAAUUCGAACCCUUCAAAAGAGGAUUUUUCACUGUUUGUGGAGGCAACGCGCUUUCGCUCUUCAGACCAGAAGAAAUUGAGCUUCUUAUCCGUGGUUCGGAUGAGCCCCUUGACAUUACUUCUCUUAGAGCUGUUUGUGAAUGUGAAAACUGGGGUAAUCAUGUCAAUCCUGGCGAUGAGCCUGUUCUGGAUUGGUUCUGGGAAACCUUCGAAUCGUCUAGGCCGAAUGACCAACGGAAGCUUCUAAGUUUUGUCACAGGCAGCGACCGUAUUCCUGCUAUGGGAGCUACUAACCUUAUCAUAAAAUUAUCCUGUGCAGGCGAUGACGAAAAUCGUUUUCCCGUUGCGCGCACAUGCUUUAACCAAUUAUCACUUCCGCGCUAUUCGUCAAAACAGAGACUGGAAUCUAUGCUUUGGAGAGCUGUCAUCGAAAGUGAAGGGUUUGGGCUUAAGUAA
Blumeria graminis f. sp. triticale is the source of this 3627-nucleotide messenger RNA. The record is from the annotation of a GenBank genome assembly. Lineage: Eukaryota; Fungi; Ascomycota; Leotiomycetes; Helotiales; Erysiphaceae.